Messenger RNA from Chenopodium quinoa (quinoa), 1785 nucleotides. Its product is annotated as serine carboxypeptidase-like 50. The record is from RefSeq and is a predicted model, not a curated record. Gene Ontology annotation, biological process: proteolysis. The coding region runs from base 91 to 1431 and encodes 446 amino acids. The transcript has a single exon. NCBI's taxonomy places the organism in Eukaryota, Viridiplantae, Streptophyta, Magnoliopsida, Caryophyllales, Amaranthaceae. Gene Ontology annotation, molecular function: serine-type carboxypeptidase activity.
UUAUAUCAUUGUCCUCAUUUUCAAUCAUAAACUACAAUGCUAAAUAGUAACUAGUAAGCACCACUUCACAAAAAUACACAAACAAACACUAUGAAAACAUUCAUCCUCUCAUUAUCUAUCCUUCUUCUUCUAUUCCAUUUUACUCCUACUAUUAGUUCAUCAUCCACCCCAUUUACACCCGAAUCGCUUCCUACUAAAUCCGGCUACUUAGUCGUAAACUCGACUUCUAAGUCGUCGAUUUACUACACUUAUUAUGAAGCACAGCAACCUGUUUCAACACUUGAAAAAACUCCACUUCUUGUAUGGCUCCAAGGAGGUCCUGGUUGUUCCUCUAUGGUUGGGAACUUCUAUGAGCUCGGCCCGUGGCGGGUUAACCAUAAGAUUGAGUUAGAAAGAAAUAAAGGCGCAUGGAAUCGAAUAUUCGGGCUUUUGUUCUUGGAUAAUCCAAUUGGGACAGGGUUUAGCAUUGCUGCUACACCAGAGGAGAUUCCAAGGGAUCAACAUGGUGUAGCUAAACAUCUUUUUAUUGCUAUUAAAUCAUUUCUUGCAUUAGAUAAAGCUGUAUUUGGAAAUCGACCCGUUUAUAUUACUGGUGAAAGUUAUGCAGGAAAAUAUGCUCCUGCAAUAGGGUAUUACAUAGUAAGGAGAAAUAGUGAGCUACCAGAAACUGAGAGGGUAAAUUUUGGUGGAAUUGCAAUUGGAAACGGGUUAACUGACCCGAUAACCCAGGUGACAACCCAUGGGUUGAAUGCUUAUUUUAGUGGGUUGGUGAAUGAAAAGCAGAGAUUGCAGUUAGAGGAAGGUCAAAGGGCGGCGGUAAAGUUGGUUAUGGAGAGGAAGUGGACUGAGGCAACUGAUGCAAGAAGUAGAGUAUUGAAUUUGCUCCAAGAGAUGACAGGGUUGGCUACUUUGUAUGAUAUCAGAAGGAAAAUACCCUAUGAGUCGUACUUGGUAGAGCGGUUUUUGAGCAGUUCUGAGGUCAAGACGGCGUUGGGGGUGAAUAAAUCCAUGGUUUGGGAGGACUGCAGUAAUAUAGUAGGCGAGAUUUUACAUGAAGAUGUAAUGAAGAGUGUGAAGUACAUGGUGGAAAUGUUGUUGCAGAAGACCAAGGUUCUGUUAUAUCAGGGGCAGUGUGACCUGAGAGAUGGGGUGGUUUCCGUAGAGGCUUGGCUGAAGAAGUUGAAGUGGGAAGGGGUUCGGAAGUUUGAAGAUGCAGAGAGGAAAGUGUGGAAAGUAGAAGAGGAGGUUGCCGGGUAUGUGCAGAAAUGGGGGAGUUUGACUCAUGCUGUAGUGUUGGGAGCAGGACAUUUUGUGCCCACUGAUCAGGCUGUUCAUUCGCAGGUCAUGAUCGAGGAUUGGAUCCUUGAAAAAGGAAUUUUCGCAAGAGAUGAAAUUGAGAUUGAAUCACGAUGUCCAAAGAAUUUUCUUUGAAAAUGCUGAAGGAAUUAUUCUGUGAAUGCUAGUCCUAGACGCUUCAGCAAGCAAAUAACAGUUGCGUAACUCUAGCUUUGAAUUGUCAAAAUUGAAUAUAUAUGUACCAUUGUCUUUGACAAUAUGAUCUUGAAAGGUUGUGUGACAUAUAAAGCAGUGAUCUGGGAAAGUUCAAGGAUUGGUAAGAUUGGUACAGAUCAUUCUAUGACCAAUAACUCUUUACAAAAAUGGUAAGAUCAGUAGAUGGGUAAAGACAUUGAGCUUUGAUCGUGUAAUACUAGCAGGCUGUAUCGACAAUCUUAUAUUGGUUUCAGAUAUGAAUUUGCAGCCGUUACCAUUGGUAUGUUAUGUCAA